AUGGGAUUAGAUGGUAAUAUUAUUCAGAUUUGGGAUUCGCUUUCUCUUGUACAAGAUACACUUAAAAUUCAUAAAAAUGCUAUCUCAAUGUGUUGUAGUGAAAAACAAAAUUCUGCUGGAGGAUGGAAAUGGGUGUACUAUGAAAACUAUAUACAACCUGAUCCCAAUGAAAAAUGGAAAGAGAUAGAGUUAAAUUCAGAAAAAUUUAAGGUGUCAUCUCUAGGUAGAGUUCAAUCAAUAAAUGGCAUGAUUACACAAGGAAAUUUAUAUUCAGGAUAUCUUCGAAUUUGUAGAAGAAUCAAAAAUUAUUAUAUUCAUCGUUUAAUAGCACUGGCUUUUUGCCCAAAAGAACCAGAUAAAAAUUAUAAAAAUCAUAUCGAUGGAAAUUCCACUAACAAUAAAGCUUCGAACCUUGAAUAG
Molecule: messenger RNA, 420 nt
Organism: Dentiscutata heterogama
Lineage: Eukaryota; Fungi; Glomeromycota; Glomeromycetes; Diversisporales; Gigasporaceae
Source: the annotation of a GenBank genome assembly